Molecule: messenger RNA, 1987 nt
Organism: Cuculus canorus (common cuckoo)
Lineage: Eukaryota; Metazoa; Chordata; Aves; Cuculiformes; Cuculidae
Gene: SMIM28
Product: small integral membrane protein 28
Exons: 2
Coding region: 221-730 (169 amino acids)
Source: RefSeq, a predicted model, not a curated record
AAGUGGAGAGAGGCUCCGAGAUCUAUUUGCUUGGCUUCCUGACAAGGCGGGGGGUGUCUAACUUCUUUUUUUUUCUUUUCCACUAUAAACAGGAUAUCAUUUAAGAGGGAUCAUAAGCUGAGAGCAGCCCAGCUGGGUCAAGGCUGGGAGGCGGGGACACACUCGCAAUCAGUGAAGCAAGGUGGAGGCACAAAGACAGAAGACCAGGUUAAAUGAAAGCAUGAGGUGGCUCUUAGGCAGCAGCUGGAAAAAAUUCGGACACGCUGACAGGGGAAACUACGACUGGCUAAACAGUGAACCAGGUGGGCCACUUCUGGAAACAGAGCUUCAGAGCAAACAACAGACAAGUUCAACCAAAGACGACAUAGAACCGUUUCUGUGCAUCAUAUUGCCUGCCACCAUGAUGCUCUUCCUGGCAUUCCUGCUGCUCUUCCUGUACCGCCGUUGCCAGCACCCCACUCCACAGGGACAGAUCUUCAGCAUCGACUUGCCCGAGGCACUGCCCGAGCAUGACAUGUCCAAUUUCCUUUCUGUGCUCCCCUGGAGCAGUGAACAGAGCUUCCACUACUCCACUCUGCUCCCUGAUGCCACAUUCCUCACUGUGUGUUUGCCUCCAUCCUAUGAGGAGGCCACCAUGAAGACUUCCAUGGAUGAGGCUCACAUUGAGCCCUCUCCAGACCCAGUGCCUCCGUACGAAGAGAGCAUAAUGCAAUCCAGCAGCACCAAAUAAACAGAAGCACCUUAGCUGAAGCACACAGUCCCUCAAGGUACAAACGUGGAACUGCUAUGGCCUUGAAAAUUAGCAAAACCAUUCCAAAUGAAUUAAUGAAAGUAGAAACUUGAAAUAACAGGGAAUGAGCACCUUCACCUCAUCUUUGGAUUCUCCACCUUCCAUUUAUUGCAAGCGUACACACACGCCAAAUCAGACCCAGACCAGUAACAUGGUUACUCCAGUUAACAAAGCAUAUCGUGAAGGAUUAAACUUAAGGGCAGGUGGACAUUUGUCCCUCUGCAAUCCCUCAGUUAUAAGGAAACAUGAAUUAUGCUAUAGAUUCACCAGUCACAAAAAGGGCUUUUAGCACAUACCUGUUGUGGUUUGACUUUUUCUUCCUUAUGUGUUUAUUUUUAAUUGAGUUUGUGACAAGCUGAUUUACUCAGCCUGUGUAUGUUAACAUCACAUCACUCUGCAGUGCUCUGGAAUUAUUUCAGCAGCUCUCAGGAAAACAAAUAGAUAUAUAACCUCUACAAAACUUCCAGCAGCUGUCCCAAAGGUUCAGACACACGCUGUGUAUAAAGUUUUUCAUUGGUGAGAAAAGAUAGCCAAGGACAACCAGAGAAGACCUGAUCAUCUUGGGUGAGGAAGACUCCAGCACCACCACACAGGAGCACACUUGCACUGUUGAUGUAGGCUACUUGCCAAGUUCAUGUACCACAGUUCCAGACUACUGACUUGACUUGUUUUCCGAUUUACAAGUCUACAAUAAUGAACCCUGUUACCAAUUUGGUGCAGCAUGGAAAAGAAUCAAGGGAAAUUUAAUAAAAAUAAAUACACACACUCAAAACCCUGGUCUAUGUUUCAAAACAGCAUUAUAAUCCCUUCCCCUUCAUCACUAGAGCAAAGUAAAUCCCAUUCAGGUGCAUUGGUGACAGUGGUUCAGCUUCUCAGGAUGCCUUGUACAUGAAUACUUUCAGAUGAUGUUAACUUUUAAGUCUUUCUUACAGGAUACAAUUUUCACUAUGUUGAUAGAUGCUCUUGCUAAAGAAGGUGGCUAUUACAGAUCCUGACAGCCUCAAAAAAUACGACAGCUUCUUCUUUACAGGUGUCCAUGACAUUACAUUUGUCUGUCGCUUGCCAAUGGAACAACUAUUAUGUAUUACUGCGUGCAGUCUUGAUGUAAUUCCUAAACACAAACGCCUUCCUGGUUUGCACCUUGUGAUUCCAGCAACUGUCAUGAAUUGUCAACAUCAGCCAGUCCUGCCUCAUGGA